GCGAGAGAGAGAGAGAGGUGGGAAGGCUGCAGGUGGACGUCACGCGAGCCUUCGCCGUCAACCGCACGGAUCUAGCCGAAUCUCACGCGCUGUGCCUCGCGAGCUGAGCGGCACCGAGACGAUGGGCAAGCUGCAGGAAUUCGAAAUCACUUUCAACCACAACAAAGUGGUGUACAGCCCGGGAGAGACGGUUUCGGGAACGCUGAGGAUCAUCACCGCCAAUUCGCUGCAGUACAAGGCCAUCAAGGUAAACUGCGUGGGCUCCUGUGGCAUCUCCAGCAAGGUGAACGACCCCUCAUGGAUGAUGGAGGAGCAGUACGUCAGCAGCAUGCUGUCUGUAGCUGAUAAAGGAACCCUACCACCUGGAGAGCACAGCUUCCCUUUUCAGUUUCUUAUUCCAGCACACGCUCCCACUUCUUUUGAGGGUCCGUUUGGCAAGGUUGUGUACAGAAUAAGGGCUGUAAUCGACACGCCACGUUUCUCUAAGGACUACAAGUCUCAGAGACCCUUCUACUUACUCAAAGUCUUGAACCUCAAUGAGUUGCCUGAUGUGGAGCAACCAAGUUGCGCUGAGACGAGUAAAAAGUUCACCUACUUCCUGGUGAAGACGGGGAACCUCGUGCUGAGAGCUCAAAGUGACCUGAGAGGAUACACACCAGGUCAAAUUAUCAAACUCUCCACUGAGAUCUACAACAAGUCAGGAAAAGACACAGGCUAUAUCCUGGCCAGUCUUAUACAGAAAGUGACGUAUAAGAUGAAGCGGCCGCUGUUUGAUUUGCGGACUAUUGCGGAGGUAGAGGGAGCAGGAGUCAAGGCGGGGAAGCAUGCAGAGUGGAAGGAGCAGAUCAUUGUUCCUCCUCUUCCUCAGUCUGCCCUGGCUGGCUGCAGCCUCAUAGAUAUUGAGUACUUUAUCCAGGUUUCACUAAAAUCUCCUGAGACAGUGGUCACUUUGCCCAUCUACAUCGGAAACAUCCCAGUCAACCUAACCCCCACAAGACCAACUCUAUCAAGCCCGCUCCAGCACGGAGCCGGGCUUCCCACUAUGCCCAGCCACAGCCCCGGACCAGUGGUGCCGAGCGCGCCCCCAGCUGAGGACGACGAGGAAGAGGUGCAGGGUGCAGGAGGAUUAAGCAGCGAGGAAAUUCCCACCAAGAGCCACUCACAGCAGGACCACUCAGGCCAGUCCAUUGCCAUGUCUCCUGGGGCAUUCAGUCACGCUCCGGCCCAAGCGCUUCCUCAGGGUCAACAAGGCCAGUCAACCGAGAGUUCUGCGCCUCUUUUCUGUGUCUCCACAGGGGCCACCAUUCCCUUUUUCACUGACAGUAAUGCCACGCCCGUGCCCACUACCUGCCCUCUCAUUUUGCCUCCAGAGUACAGCAGCUGGGAAUAUCCGCAUGAACCACCUCCCACAUAUGAAGAAAGCUGCAGCAGUACCAACUCAAGCUUCAACACCAGCAUGACGUAGAUGACUACUGAAAAUGGAAAAUGCCUGUCAGUAAAUCUGCAACUUCCCCUGCUGGACACUCCAGGCAUUUACCAUCCUCCCCAAAAAUGACCAAACGUAUUCAAAGGGAUCUUUUCACCUGAUUUAUAGAAACAAUAUUCCUGGGCUCCUUGGUGUGGAGAAAGGUGAUCAUGGUAGCACUCCUGAACUAUAAAGCUGCAUCUGUGAUGCAGUGACAAACGAUAUACACAGUUUUGCUAUGUGAGUUCGCUUCUGUGUCCUGGAAACACAGGCUGAGUCAAAUCAGAGCUAGUUUGGAAAGAACUGCGGUCACUCUAAUGUUGAUCUGUGAAUAUUUCCUCAGGCCUUUGCAGUGUCAGACUGCGGCUGGAAUGUCAUUCAAGGAGGACUGAUAAGAUUUUUAUCAGCACAGUUAAGAGAAUUUUGUGUGGUCACUGAUUAGUUUUUUUUUUCUUUCUUUUUUUCGCUGAGAUAUAUAUACAGUAUAUAUAUAUAUAUAUAUAUAUAUAUAUAGCUAUAGAUAUAAAGGUAGCUUGUUAUUAUUGGUAUUAAAGGGAUUUGACUCUUGUUCUUCUAGCUCGUAUUCCAUUUAAACCCAGCUUCAGAGGUGCCAAUAUUUAUGGGUUAACUAUGAUCACAGCAGUCACUAAAACUUCCAUAUGUGAUUUAGUUAUGCAAAAUGUAAAAAGAAACAUGUAUUCCCAAACAUGGGUAUAAUUCAUGGGUGUUUCAUCUGCUUUUCAAGUAGGCAGAUAUCAUUCCCGAAAAAAAAAAAUCAUCUGAAAAAAUGUAAUAACUUGCACACGGUGUAAGUUCUCAAAGCUCUAGCUUGGCGUUUAAGCAACAUCUUUCGCGGAGUUCGGAAUUGCGCGAACAAAAAAAAUAUUCCUCAUGCACGGAGCGGUGAAAGGAGUGUGCAGAGAAACUGUUGCGCAAUAGAGUAGAUUAGUUCACUUCUGCAAGCACUGAGAGCACUAAGCACUGUGCGCCUCCUUUGCCACUGUUUAUUAGCAAUUUGAUAUUACUAUUCUCAUCAUUAUUAAUAAUUAAUAUUGAUAUUAUUAUUAUUAUUAUUAUCAUUAUGGCUACAUCAUGGUGUCCAUCCAUGUUGAAGUAAGUUAUUUUUAAGACAGUUUCCUGAGAAAUAUGAUUUGAGAUCUUUGACAUUUCUGAUCUCUUGCAAUGGAAAUUGAAGAGCCACAUGUAAGCCAUUAUUAAAUACUGCUGUGAUGAUAGAGAAUACACUAAAGGGGAAAGGACAUACAGAGUGUGGGAAAGAUGCACAUUUGCUAUUGGUAUUGCAGUAGCUUUGUUUCAAUGAGCCAAUUGAAAUCUAGAAAACCAGGUGCUUAUCACAGAAAAAUAUCCACUGAAACAGAAGGUGUUUAGGCUUCUCUUGUUUGCAAUGUUGGCACCUCUGCUGUCUAUCGAUUACAUGCAGAAUUUGCUUCUUGAUAGUUUCACGAAGACAUUUCUUACCCCCUUAGAUGUUAUUAUAAUCAGAUUUGAUUAUGCAGUAUGUAAUUAAUUUUAAACAUUUUCAACUGUUAUUUAAUUGAAUGAAAAUAUCACUAGACAAUAAUGGAUUCAAAACAUAAUUUCUAUUGAAUUACUUUAUAGUAUCCUAAUAUUAAAAAAACAAAAAAACAAACAUCAAAUCCCCUCGCCUUUCAUGGGUCCGGUAAGUUCCUGCAUGUAUUCCUAAAUUAAGUAAGUGUCUGGCUGCAAGACAGGAAAUGUUUUAUCUGUUGUAAUUUAAAAUGAACCCGGGAUAUAUCGGAAAUUUUGAUUUGUCAGAUUUUAUUUUAAUGCAGUAAUCCACAAUUGAUGGAGUUUUAAAAUGAAUUCCCAGUUGAGGCCUUAUUCUGCAAGUGCUGUGUAAACCCCUGAUGUUGUUUCUCCAGUAUUGUAAAUGUCAUAUUAAUUCUUCAGACCCUUAAACUGUUUUUCUUUUUUACAUUGAAGCACAAAACGGCACUUUUUAAAAAUAGAAUUCGACUGUGUUUCUGUUUGUGUGUGUGUGUGUAUGUGCAUGUGUCAUUCCUCAACUCCUGAAUUUACUUUACUGUGAUUUUCUGUCAUACAUAGCAACAGUUUUCUUUCAUAUAUUCAGUCAAGAGUGUUAACCAUUUCUACACUGUUAUGUCUUUGGAUCAUACGAAAGAGAUUGCAUGAACGACUGUCCAUCUGUUCGUCUGAUUUAUUUUCUCUGUGGAUCAUUUUCAGUACUGUGAGAAAAAAAUGAAUGGCAUUUAGGGUAAUGUUUAUGUUUUAAAUGAAACUUUGUUAAUUGAUCAUCUUUCUAAGCGAAUCACUGUGUUAGAAUGCAGCAUCUAUUCAGAUUGUAUUAAAAUAAAGAACUAUGAUUUAAUUAUGGAAUUAAAUACAAUGGUUGGUGAAAAAAAUGGGAACAAUGGGAAAGAGAUAAUAUAUAGGAAAAGUUUAAUAGUUUUUAAUAUUUAUAAAUACGGAACUAAGUUCUAGAGACCAGUAUGUUUCUAUUUUAAGUAUUGAAUGCAUCACUAUAUGUUUUUCAAAAUUCUAACAAAUGAAGGUCACGUAAAAAGGUUGUUGAUUUGUAGCCAAACAAAAUGGUGCUCCCUAAGCUCCAUGUGAGAAGAUCAGAAAAUUCUUCCAUGUUCAUGCUCAGCUCUACAUUGCCUGAUGUAGCAAACUAGACAAAAUGUCAUCCAACUACAUAUUAUUCAUAAAACCCUGUUUUGUUUCAAUUUUUUGCGCAAUCUACAACACAUGCCUUAAAUCUAGAGCUCGUAACUGUGCAAAUAAAGAAAUAUGUCAGUAUCCAUUGUUUCAACGAGAAAUAAAAUACAGUGAGAUUGUGCUGUAAUAGGAAAAGGAUAAUAAUAAAAGAAAAGAAAUAGCCACACAUGAAGUGGAGGUACUGUUACCACCCUGAAGUGGAUUAUUUUCAUUUUCAAAAAAACAAAACACUCUGGAGGUCAUUUAUUCCUAUCAAUUUUUCUUUUUUUAAAAUAUAUUUUUCAUAUCAGUUAUAUAUUUUUUUAUUAUGGGAUAUGCUAUUUGCACCCAGGUGUCCAUAUAGGCAAUAAUGCCAGCUGCACCCAGAGUGUAAUAGCUCAUGUGUGUAUAUAAUAACCCUAUGUUGUCAAGUCCAGCUCACAGUUGACACUAGUGACUCCUUCUGAAAAUGAUUAAAUUAGGUUGAAAAUUAGAUAUACCAAUAUACAAUAAAUUUUGCAGCUAAACUGUCAGUGUCUUAGACAUUGAAAAUCAAUUAAAAACUCCAAACCAAUCAGUCUUCAGAAUCCAACAGCACUGUGGUAUAAUAUCAAAUAUUCUGUAUUUCACAAUGAAAUGUGAAAUCUAUGUGUUGACUGAAUACAUUCUGGUUCUUUAUAUACACUUAAAAGUUGUUCCUGUCUUAAAAUGCCUUGUCCCUCCUGGCAUUAAUUUCCCAUCACCAAAGGUUCAACAGCUUUAUAUUUGUCAUGGUUUUUUUUUUCUUCUUCUUCUGUUGACAUGGUCUCUAGUUUUGUAUUUUUCUAUCGGUAUGUAUAACGAUGUGUGUAUUGCGAUUUUUGCGAGCAGUGUUGUCAUCUGAUCGUUGUUAGCAGGCUUUUGGAAUACAAUAGUACCACUGUGGAAAUAUUUGAAUCCAAAUUAGUUCUGUUUAUUAGUACAUUGUACUAAUAAAAAACUCAUUAGUAUCUAUCGCUUUACAA
Messenger RNA from Clarias gariepinus (North African catfish), 5169 nucleotides. RefSeq names its product arrestin domain containing 1b (gene arrdc1b). Gene Ontology annotation, biological process: protein transport. NCBI's taxonomy places the organism in Eukaryota, Metazoa, Chordata, Actinopteri, Siluriformes, Clariidae. The transcript is spliced from 8 exons. The record is from RefSeq and is a predicted model, not a curated record. Gene Ontology annotation, cellular component: cytoplasm. Bases 122 to 1465 code for a protein of 447 amino acids. Gene Ontology annotation, molecular function: ubiquitin protein ligase binding; ubiquitin-like ligase-substrate adaptor activity.